CAGUAGUGCGAUAUCAGUGUGUCAGAAAUCAGAGAAAAUGAAUAGGGUCAAUACGUUCCAGUUUAGUAAUAUGCUUAUGAUAUUUUCAAAGGAGUUUAAUUUGUAGCAAUGAAAACAUUUGAGAAAUGAUUAAGAAUAUAAUUACUACACCCAUAAGCUAUUUUAUGAAGUUGUAACGAUGGGGAACUGGAGUUUUUUAGUGCAAUCCGUAUUCAUUUAUUUAAUAGUCGUUUUACUCUGCAAGUCUAAUGGGGAAAUUGCAUCGAGCCUGGACGGUCUAUCUACACUACUCCCGCCGAUUAAACCACAGGAGCCGGGGGAUAGUGGUCCCCAGCCGUUCCCAGAUGAUGAAAACACUAAUUUGCCCGUUUUCACUAUGGACUACCCACGCAUUCAGUUGCCAUUUGAGAUCACUCUAUGGAUUUUACUGGCAUCAUUUGCCAAAAUUGGGUUUCACGUGUACCACAAGAUCACCAUCUGGGUCCCGGAGUCCUGUCUGCUCAUCUCCAUCGGCCUGAUCGUGGGGGCCAUCAUGCACGCGGUGAAGGAGGAGCCACCGGCCGUGCUGGAGUCCAGCGUCUUCUUCCUGUACAUGCUGCCUCCCAUCGUGCUGGAGAACGGCUACUUCAUGCCCACGCGCCCCUUCUUCGAGAACAUGGGCACGGUCAUGUGGUACGCAGUGGUGGGUUCUCUGUGGAACUCCAUAGGCAUCGGCUUGUCGCUGUAUGCUAUCUGCCAGAUAGAGGCCUUUGGCGUGCAGGACAUCAACCUUCAGGAGAACCUGCUGUUCGCCUCCAUCAUCUCUGCUGUGGACCCAGUGGCUGUGAUCAACGUCUUCCAGGACAUUAGCAUCAAUGAGCAGCUCUACAUUGUGAUUUUUGCAGAGGGCCUCUUCAAUGAUGCUGUCACUGUGGCGCUGUACAACAUGUUUGUCUUUGUGGCAGAGUUGCCAGUUUUCAAGUCGGUGGACGUCUUCCUGGGCGUUGCCCGCUUCUUCGUGGUGGGACUGGGCGGUGUGUUAUUCGGUGUCCUGUUUGGGAUCGUGGCUGCGUUUACCUCGCGGUUCACCUCUAAAGUGCGUGAGAUCGAGCCCCUCUUCGCGCUCAUGUUCAGCUAUCUGGCCUACCUGGUGGCCGAGCUGUUCGGUAUCUCCAGCAUCACAGCGAUUGUGGUGUGUGCCCUGACCAUGCGUUAUUACGUCGAGGAGAACGUCUCCCAGCGUUCCUGCACCACCAUACGCCACGCCAUCAAGAUGCUGGCCACCAUCUCGGAGACACUCAUCUUCUUCUUCCUGGGAGUGGUGACCAUAACCACUGACCAUGAGUGGAACUGGGGCUUUAUCCUGGGCACUCUACUAUUCGCCUUCAUCUGGCGAGGCCUGGGCGUCUUGGUGUUGACCCAGAUCAUCAAUCCUUUCCGCACCGUCCCAUUUGACUACCAAGACCAGUUUGGUCUGGCCUAUGGUGGACUAAGAGGGGCUGUUUGCUUUGCCCUUGUCUUCUUACUGCCCGAUACCAUUAACAGACGCAAGCUCUUUGUGACGGCCUCCAUCGCCAUCAUCCUCUUCACCGUCUUCAUCCAGGGCAUCAGCAUUCGGCCAAUAAUAGAGUAUCUCAUCAACAUCAGGAGAACCCACAAACAGGAGACCAUCAGUGUUGAGAUCCAUAGAAGGGUAAUGGAGCACACUAUGACUGGAAUUGAGGACAUCUGUGGACAGUGGAGUCACCAUUACUGGAAGGACAAGUUCAAGAGGAUUAAUGACAGGUACAUCAGGAAGAUCCUCCUCAGGGACAACCGUGCGGAGUCCAGCAUUGUGGCCCUGUACAAACGACUGGAACUAUUAAACGCCAUGGAGAUCCUGGACACUCCGAACGGUGACAUCAGCGCAGCUCCAUCCAUCAUUUCACUACAUGAUGAGAAGAAAGCAUCUUACAGGCCAAAGAAGAAGUUCCUUGCAAGUGACCUGAAAAAUAUGCAUGAAAUUCUAUCGAAGAACAUGUACAAAAUUAGGCAGAGGACUGUGGAGUACACCAGCAAGCAUGCCCUUCCAGACGACACCAAGACCAGAGAGAUCUUACUACGCCGGCACUCGACCAUCAGACGGAGCCUGAGGCAUGGAAGUUUCCGUGACCCGGCUGUGGCUAGAUCGCAGAGGUAUCUAUCACUACCCGCAGGGGAAAGUCUUGACGCUCAUUUCCCUCCAAGAGGAGACUCAAGAUCCGAGACAGACCACCCGCUUGCUCGGACCAGGCUGGUGCAGUCGAUGCGCUCCUCCUCCUCAUCCUCACACGCCAUGCGGCCCCUGAGGAGACUGGGCACCCUGCAGGAGACGCCGCUGGCCGAGAGCAGUGGACGUCCUGCGAGUGUGGACAUCCUGAACGAGAGGAGCAGUGUCCGUUACUCGUCAUCGUCGUCUUUGCGCCCUCCGUCCCGCGCGGCCUCCGCUAGGACCGCUCCAGCCCCAACGCCACGCCACCGCCUGUCCAGCGCAGCGGCAAGCAACGAUGGCGAGUGGGAGACGGAGGAGGAGGUGGAGGAGAUGGAGGAGGCACCUCGGCCUCCAAGACCCAGCUGGGCAGCUGACUCGACACAGACACGGAACCCGCUGCUCAGACAGACACCCAGGAAGAACCCUUGAGAGGAACCUGGAGAACCUCCUCAGUCCUGAGGAAGGUGUAGACUCUGUCUAUCUGACUGAGUGAAACUAGUGAAGAGUUUAAAGGUUGUGUGAGGUGAACAGACUGACCUAGGAAGGUGUGGGUCGGAAACAAACCUUUCCGUCUGACACUGUUGUUUGGAACGUGCCCCGCUGAAACUCCACACACAAACCAUUCAACAAAACUAUCCUACUUAACGAGUUUAGUGAGUUCAAUACGGGUUUGACUGCUCUUGUAAAGGAGACGGCAUUACAGUGUCAGCAUUAUACUGUACUAUACUGUACUUAUACUGUAAACACUGUCAGAAAGGACUGACUGACUCCUAGUGGAGAUGGCACCUGCUGAUAGCAGAGGACUACACUGUAAAACAAAAACAAAACAAAAAAACAUGUUUUGGUAAUUUUCUGCCAGUACAAUUUCUGUAAAUAUUGUAUAUUUUUAUGGAUUAUUCACUUUUUUAAUGGAAAGUUCCUUAAAAUAGCAGGAAAUAUUAUUUCAAAUAUUUCCAUGAAUGAAGAAUAUUUUCAGAAAAUUACCAGUAGAUUUUUUUAUGGCUUUUUUUUUACAGUGUACCUUCUUUUUUCCCCAGACUUUUGUCUCCUCCAUGAACUGUUGUGUAGAUGCAGGAUAAGGUGCUGGUCAGGUGACCAGCAAACUAGUAUGGUACUUUUGAUGUUCAAAGAACUGAGUGACAUAUUAUUUUCAGCUGUGGCGAAGAGCUGGUGAAGUUCAAUUCUCUGGGCUGCAUGAGAGAGCCUGAAGACAUGAGACAAAAAAAUAUUAUCCUCUUAACCUCAUCUGAACUGCGUUGAUUAUGUGGAAGAUCAUUUAAUCAAUGUGAUCCACGAUAUCCAUGUCAACACAAAGAAAAUCUUUCUACAUACAUAGCUACAACAAAGGUUUCAAUUUCUGACACACAUCUUGAACUUG
Alosa alosa (allis shad) is the source of this 3587-nucleotide messenger RNA. RefSeq names its product solute carrier family 9 member 2 (gene slc9a2). Bases 179 to 2638 code for a protein of 819 amino acids. The record is from RefSeq and is a predicted model, not a curated record. The transcript has 12 exons. Gene Ontology annotation, biological process: proton transmembrane transport; regulation of pH; sodium ion transport. Gene Ontology annotation, molecular function: sodium:proton antiporter activity. NCBI's taxonomy places the organism in Eukaryota, Metazoa, Chordata, Actinopteri, Clupeiformes, Clupeidae. Gene Ontology annotation, cellular component: membrane.